CACCAUUCACCGAAUCCCUCUCUAUCUCUCUUCAUAUCUGCACGAGCCUGAAUCCCGAGAGGGUUUCGGACCUAAAUUUUCGCCCACGAUUUCCUUUUUUUUCUUUGAUUUGAUUUUCUAUAUUUGGCUGCUCCGAACGAUUUCGCUUUGUCUUUGAUCCUUCCGAAAUGGUAGACGCUCAUACGCCGUCGUCCAUGUCGCCGCCGGUUGCAGAUCGAGAAUCAUCCAUGUCGGUCUCUGCUAGCGACUUGACUCGUUUGAACUCCGAAUCCUACUCUUCUUCCAAUACCGUUGAUGCGUCCGAGGGGGAUUUGCCUUUGAUGCCUUCUCAUCAUUGUUUUCAACUGGAUGCGGUGCAAACACAUUGGACAGAUGAGAAACACAGAUUAUUUCUUGAUGCUUUAGAAGCAUCUUUUGUCCAAGAUUUGCAUCGAUAUAGGCAUCUUCGUGCUUUUUCCUCGAAACAGAAAAUGCGUCGGAAGCCGAUCAUGCCUAAUAUAUCUUCUUCAGAGUCGAUGGUCCUUCAGGAUGCCUCCUGGCAGAAGGCUAACAUUGGGAGAACUGAUCCUUUAUUGCAUAAGACUGCCGAUUCUCCCGCUAUUUUAGAGGAUGUAUGGAUAAAUCAUUUCCCUUCUGCAGGAAAUCAGCGUACUCCGGAAACUACUGAUGUUCUUGAAGAAUGUGGAAGUUGUAGUGAUAGGAGUCACAUAAGAAACAAGACAAACUCCUGUCAAUCUGCCAGAAGUUCUCAGCAGAUUCCUCCAUGCUGUCGUGAUUCUCAUACAAUCGUUGCAGAAGUUUCAGAUCAAAACUUUGUGGAUACGCAUCCAGGAGAGUUGUCUGGUGGCACGCCUAUUACAAAAAGAUUGAAGAAAGCUUCCUCUGAUUCUUUAGGCAACGAUCGGGUAAAACUCGGGAUUGCCUUUGAUCUCUCUUUGGAGAACCAAUAAUUGCAUUUUACAAAUGAUCCAGGACCGAAUAUGCUGCUAUUUGAUCUCUCAGGUUGCACCAUAUAAAAGAUUAUCAUCAGAAAGAUAAAAGCCAGAUGCAAAAACUUUGUGCCUCCAAAUUCAGAUUUGUGUUACUGUGUAAGAGGGAGCUGACAACAACUCAUUCCAACAUGUUAAAACACCCGGCUGUUCAAGCUCGUUAACCGAACGCGACACGAUUCUGUUUUUCCUUUUGAAAGAGCAUCAAAAAGUAAAUAAGGGAAGUGACAACAAUAAUUCUACCAGAAGAUCUACGGCUGGAAGGAGAAAAUACGUUUGUUUAUGGUACAAACUAAACUUUUUCUUAGUUCAUCAAAUAUAGAGUGAAAUAUAUGUUAACCCUUUCAUUUCUCCUGCUUUUUUUCUUCUUUGAGUUUGAAGAAAUGGAAAUUCCAAUAGAUUUAGGGUAUGAAUAUACAUGAUAUAGAGAAAGCUAGACACCGACCCUGAUACUGAGAUAGAUAUACACACCCUUUUUCAUCUGUUUUGAAAUACUCUCAUUUUGAAGUUCAGGUAGAGACCUCAAAUGUAAAUUACUAUUACAUAAAACAAUAGAUUUGAACAGACUUAUUGAUUCUCUUUA
Molecule: messenger RNA, 1572 nt
Organism: Cucurbita maxima (winter squash)
Lineage: Eukaryota; Viridiplantae; Streptophyta; Magnoliopsida; Cucurbitales; Cucurbitaceae
Exons: 4
Coding region: 168-950 (260 amino acids)
Biological process (GO): response to cold; regulation of circadian rhythm
Source: RefSeq, a predicted model, not a curated record